GUUAACUGUAUGUCUCUUUCAACUGGGGUGACUGCUGCUCUCUCGCUCCUGCUCCAGUAAGUGGAGGCACAACUUCCUUCUUCACCAGCCUCAACAUCAUUUCUCAGAAGCUCUGGGCUGUGUUCUGCUGCUACAGCCAUGGCACCAAAAAAGAACAAGGCGACCAAAAAGAGUAAAGGAGACAUAAAUGAGAUGACCAUAAUGGUCGAGGACAGCCCCAUCAACAAGAUCAACGGGCUAAACACUCUGCUGGAAGGAGGAAACGGCUUCAACUGCAUUUCAACUGAAGUUACUGAUUCUGUGUAUGCCCCAAACCUGCUGGAGGGUUUGAGCAGCAUGAGGCAGGACAGCUUCCUCUGUGAUCUUUCAGUCUCCACCAAGUCAAAGUCAUUUGAUGUCCACAAGGUUGUCAUGGCCUCCUGCAGCGAGUACAUUCGAAACAUCUUGAAGAAGGAUUCGGCCCUCCAGAAGAUCGAUCUGAACGACCUCUCACCAGUCGGCCUCGCCACAGCGAUCACAUAUGCAUACUCUGGAAAGCUGACCCUGUCGCUGUACAGCAUCGGUAGCACUAUCGCCGCCGCCAUGCUGCUGCAGAUCGGCACCUUAGUGAAGAUGUGCAGUGAUUUCCUCAUGCAGGAGCUCAGCGUGGAGAACUGCAUGUAUGUGGGUAACAUCGCUGAUGCCUACGACCUCAAAGAAACCAAGGAGGCUGCUCAGAAGUUCAUGCGGGAAAACUUCAUCGAGUUCUCUGAGAUGGAGCAGUUCCUGAAACUCCCCUUCGAGCAGAUCAGUGACUUCCUCUCGGAUGAUUCCCUGCGGCUUCCCUCCGAGAUCACGGCCUUCCAGAUCGCAAUGAGGUGGUUGGACUUUGACGAGAAGAGGUUGAAGUACGCGGCGGAUCUCCUAACUCUUAUCCGCUUCGGCACCAUCUCUGCCCAAGACCUUGUGAAUCAUGUCCAGAGUGCUCCCAGAAUGAUGCAAGACCCCGAGUGCCACCGUCUCCUUGUUGAUGCCAUGAAUUACCAUCUGCUUCCAUACCAACAGAACAUCCUCCAGUCACGCAGAACAAAGUUGCGCGGUGGCCUCAAGGUGAUUUUCACAGUUGGCGGACGCCCUGCCUUGACAGAGAAAUCUCUCAGCAAAGACGUUCUCUACAGAGAUGCAGAUAACGUGUGGAAUAAGUUGACAGAAAUGCCAGCGAAGAGCUUCAAUCAGUGCGUGGCAGUCAUGGAUGGCUUCCUGUAUGUGGCAGGUGGCGAGGACCAGAACGAUGCAAGGAACCAGGCUAAACAUGCUGUCAGCAACUUCUGCAGAUAUGACCCCCGCUUUAACACUUGGAUUCACAUGAGUAACAUGAUCCAGAGGCGCACGCACUUCAGCCUCAAUAUCUUCAACGGCCUGCUCUUUGCCAUCGGAGGGCGAAAUGGUGAUGGCGUUCAGGCCUCGGUGGAGUGCUAUGUGCCCUCCUCCAACCAGUGGCAGAUGAAAGCUCCCAUGGAGGUGCCCCGCUGCUGUCACGGCAGCUCCCUCAUCAAUGGUAAAAUCCUUGUAUCUGGAGGUUACAUCAACAACGCCUACUCCAGGGCCGUGUGCUCAUACGACCCCUCCACUGACAGCUGGCAGGAUAAGAGCAGUCUGAGCACACCUCGAGGCUGGCACUGCGCUGCCACCGUGGGAGACCGAGCCUACGUCAUCGGUGGCAGUCAGUUGGGAGGUCGUGGGGAGAGGGUGGAUGUCCUCGCCGUCGAGUCUUACAACGCUCACAGCGGGCAGUGGAGCUACUGCACGCCUCUUCACACAGGAGUGAGCACGGCUGGUAUUUCCAUUUUGAACAACAAGGUGUAUCUCCUCGGAGGCUGGAACGAGGGUGAGAAGAAGUACAAGAAAUGCAUUCAGGUUUACAACCCUGACCUCAAUGAUUGGACUGAGGACGAUGAAUUGCCGGAAGCUACAGUUGGCAUUUCAUGCUGUGUCGUCACCAUACCCACACGGAAAUCACGAGAGUCCAGAGCCAGUUCAGUAUCUUCUGCACCAGUCAGUAUAUAAAGGUUUAGAUGAACAAUGUAGUUUACAUGUCUGAAUAUCUCAAUCGUUUCUGUUGCAUUACUCUUGGUUCUAAACUCUACCAGUAGUCCCUUUUUUGAGGUUAAGAUGGUUUUUAAAUGUCUAAAUGGUCAACUUUCUUCAGAUGAGCAAAAAUUAAUAAAAUGCAAGGGUUAUAAAUUUGUAAUCUUAUAAGAUUUUUUUUUUAAACCCAUUAAUUAGAUGCAAAGUGAAGUUUUGAAUUCUAUUUUCAGUAUUUAGAGUUGAUUAAUUUGUGUAAUUGGCAUCAUUAUGGUCAGAUAAUGUUCAUGAUAGAGACAAACUGGACAUAGGAAUAACCAAUUUGAUCAGUUUUCAGACAGAAAUGUACCUUUGGGGCCAAUUCAGCUCAUUAGACUUUUUUUCUAUAGCAAAUAUAAUGUUAUUUAAAACUCAAAUGAAAGUUAUAAAAAUGCAAAAUCACUGCUGUUUUUGAGAUUAAUCUUUAACAUGAUUGUCUUUUUUUACAGUGCCAUAACAUUAUUAAUAUUGUGUUGUUUGUUUGCAACACCGUCAUUAAUGUUUGCAGGAUUUUGUGACAGUCCUGUUUAUGACAACUAUAAAAGUUACUGUGAUUCUCAGAUACUUAAACAGAAUAAUGGGCUGGAGCUGGAAUAAAUGUUGGCAUCACCUACCAGGAGUAGGUGCUUGUGAUGAGUUUUUCAACACACUACACAGUAAGGCUGCAGUUUCUCUACAUGUGUCUCAUGUACAGUACUCAGAGGUUGUUGGGAAAAUGUUGGACUGACGAGGGUUGAGUGGGUUAAGAUGUGACAGCAAAUCAAAAUCAAAUCAAAUUUAUUUAUAUAGCCCAAUAUCACAAAUUACACAUUUGUCUCAGUGGGCUUUACAGACUGUACAGCAUACGACACCUCGCACCGCACAAGGAACAGACCACAACGAACUAUUUUGUAAAAAAGAAAAAGAAAAAUAGAAGUUGGGAACGACGUUGUCAGCCUGAGCUUUCCUGGAAGUCAUGAAUUCCCUGACUGCUCAUGUAUUUUCAUUUUUUUGUUUGUUUUUAAAUUAAAGAAAUGAAGUGUAAGCUA
This is a messenger RNA of Cottoperca gobio, 3131 nucleotides long. It is a transcript of the gene klhl31, whose product is annotated as kelch-like family member 31. Gene Ontology annotation, biological process: negative regulation of protein phosphorylation. Gene Ontology annotation, cellular component: nucleus. The record is from RefSeq and is a predicted model, not a curated record. Gene Ontology annotation, molecular function: protein binding. The transcript has 3 exons. Bases 139 to 2046 code for a protein of 635 amino acids. Lineage: Eukaryota; Metazoa; Chordata; Actinopteri; Perciformes; Bovichtidae.